Messenger RNA from Nymphaea colorata (pocket water lily), 539 nucleotides. RefSeq names its product glu S.griseus protease inhibitor-like. Gene Ontology annotation, molecular function: serine-type endopeptidase inhibitor activity. The coding region runs from base 90 to 395 and encodes 101 amino acids. The record is from RefSeq and is a predicted model, not a curated record. Gene Ontology annotation, biological process: response to wounding. NCBI's taxonomy places the organism in Eukaryota, Viridiplantae, Streptophyta, Magnoliopsida, Nymphaeales, Nymphaeaceae. The transcript is spliced from 2 exons.
UCAUAUAGUUGAGUCCCCAACUCCAUAUUGCCCAUAUAUAGUUGAAUCAGCCCAGAGAGAGAGAGAGAGAGAGAUAGAGCGAGAGAGACAUGGCGACAACAAUCCAAGGGAAGGUUAGAACAUCAUGUACCCAGGUCAUGGUGGUUGCCCUACUCGUCUUCCUCCUUUCUGCCUCCUCCAUGGCCGAAGGCUGCAAAGGGAAGAAUUCAUGGCCGGAGCUGGUGGGCAGGGAUGGAUCGACGGCCGAAGCCAUCAUCAAAGCCGAGAAUCCAUAUGUGAAGAUUGUCGACAUAGUGCCGGAAGGCUCUUUCGUUAUUCAAGACUUCCGCUGUGACCGGGUCUUCGUCUGGGUUAAGCCCAACAACACCAUCUACCUUACCCCGAAAAUCGGGUAAAGCACCAUGCAUUGACCUUCCUCCCAAAGUCUGCUUAUUGCUAAAUAAAUCAGCCACGUGUAGUAGAAAUAAGGCUUUUAUAAUGCAACAGUACAACAAGAUGUUUAUUAAUGAAAAAUAAGCCUACAUAUUGGCAUGAUUAUA